CUGCUUCACCAGAAGUCGUCGUCCUCCCCAAUUCACUUACGGAAAUCUGAAAACAGAGCAUUGGAGAGUUUAAUUUGAAUCAUCCUGUGAAGGGCUUAUCUGUUUCCAACUCAAAAUGGCAUUUAGAGGGAGGGGACGAGGGCGCGGAGGAUAUGGUGGUGGCUUCAAGAGAGCAAAGGAAGAACCAUUUGAGCUAUUCCCAGCAAUCGAUGAUGAGACCUUGGGCAAGGAAACAAUGGUUUUCCCAGAUCAGGAAUAUGCAGCAAGGGCAUAUCCAAAGAUACUGAAGCAUUUCAGAUCCUCUCCUUACUAUAUCCGCGACGAAACCGGCGGCGGCCCAAAUGAGACAAAAAUUGCGGACAUAGAACGGUUUUCGGACAUGGAUUCCAACCGAUCCAGAGAGAAAUCCGAACUCUCGGAUUUCAUCACCAUUUCUGCUGCACUGUACCCUGCUGAAACGGCCAAGCGCAGAACAAUGAUGAUACGCCGCGCGAAGAAGAGAGUUCGGUGGAGUCAAGAUGCAGACUUGCAAGACCUGGACUUUGAGAGGUUUGAGCGGGACUCCGACGGCGAAGAUGGGAAGAAGAAUGGCAGCGAAGAUGAUGAGGACGACGAAGAAGAAGAUGGAGAAGAGAAUGCUGAAGAAGACGAGGACUCCUUUGACGAGGAUGAUGACUACAUGAAGAAUGAGGAUUUUGAUGAUGAUGAAGACGACUUCAACAUGGACGAUGAUGCCAAUGAUGAUGAGGGCACCUAUGAUUGAUUUGAUUCGUUUGUGAUAUUUUUGUCUGUUUAUUUGCAAUUAUCGCUAGCAUUUAUAAUGGUAUAAAGUAACUUUGAAAGUGUUAAAACUAAACAUUAUUGUUGGAU
Molecule: messenger RNA, 870 nt
Organism: Cuscuta campestris
Lineage: Eukaryota; Viridiplantae; Streptophyta; Magnoliopsida; Solanales; Convolvulaceae
Source: the annotation of a GenBank genome assembly